Molecule: messenger RNA, 3973 nt
Organism: Andrographis paniculata
Lineage: Eukaryota; Viridiplantae; Streptophyta; Magnoliopsida; Lamiales; Acanthaceae
Product: probable ubiquitin-conjugating enzyme E2 23
Exons: 9
Coding region: 225-3671 (1148 amino acids)
Source: RefSeq, a predicted model, not a curated record
GAGAGAGGAGAGAGAGAUACAUACGGGCGUAUACAUAUAUUCGUUCCGCCAUCAACAGGCUCAACUCAGGAGCCGCUCAUUACAAACUUUGAGCCAAUCAACCUUCGUCUUCAGCUGGAUUUCCAAGAGUAGUUGGGAUGUGCUAAAAUAUUGUCUGUGAUAUCCUCCCUCUUUAAAGAAACAACAAGUGGAAUUGAGAUACAGUUUUUCACCCAAGUGUGAAGAUGGAAUGUGGACAACAUCCAGAUAAAGCAGACGUCUGCAACUCCAAAAUUGUCAACAACAAUGCCUCCUCUGAACAGAACAAUUCUUCAUCCUGUAUACCUAAUAUAGAUCCAACCUCGAACCCUGAAAAUAACCCUAAUGAGGCUCUCAAGAAUUUAAAGAAUGUCUUGGACAUAUAUCGACAAGAUGUUGUGAGAAGCAAAAGUAAUAAUGAGAUUGGAAUAGUGACUGAAGUUGCUGGUGAUUCAGAUUCUGAUAGUAGCAUUACAGAUGAUGAAGAUGAAGAAGAAGAUGAGGAUGAGUAUGAAAAUGAAAAAGAUGAUGAGGCUGCUUCUUCUGAGGAAAGUCAUGCAGAUAAUGGCCAAAAGUUGAAUGAGAGUGCUGCUAUGAAUGUUGAAAAUAAUGACGGCAAGCACAACCCACUUAAUCCCGGCCAACUUAGAGUGCUUUGGAUGAAUGGUUCUGAAACAACAGAAAGUGCGAAUGGCAUUACAGUUGUUGAUAGAGGAUUCUUACAUGGAGAUUACGUAGCUUCGGCUACUGAUCCAACCGGUCAAAUUGGUCUUGUGAUUGAUGUUAAUAUUAAUGUCGAUUUGCUAGCACAUGAUGGAUCUGUUAUAAAAGAUAUACCAUCUAGAGACUUGAGGCGAAUUAGAGAUUUCACUGUCGGUGAUCAUAUUGUCCUCGGGCCAUGGCUCGGAAGGAUUGAAGAUGUUUUUGAUAAUGUUACUGUUCAGCUUGAUGAUGGUUCUGUCUGCAAAGUGAUUAAAGCUGAUCCAUUGCACCUCAAACCAAUUACUAAGAAUAUCCUUGAAGAUGGACACUUUCCGUAUUAUCCAGGUCAGCGUGUGAAGGCAAGCUCUUCCUCAGUUUUCAAGAAUUCCAGGUGGCUUUCUGGAUUAUGGAAAGCCAAUAGAUUGGAAGGCACUGUGACCAAAGUCACUGUGGGAUCUGUGUUAAUUCACUGGAUUGCUUCUGCUGGGUAUGGGUCCGACUCUGCUAGUGCGCCAGCUGAAGAGCAGAGUCCCAAGAAUUUAAAGCUAUUGUCUUGUUUUGUACAUGCAAAUUGGCAAUUGGGGGAUUGGUGCUUACUCCCAUCCACAAAGGAUUCGUCUGAUACACCCUCGAACAAAGAAUUGCCUAAACUAGAUUUAAAUGAUUCUGCUAGGGACGAAUCUGAAUCAAUGGAAACAGGGGAUGAAUCUGAUGCAGACACGACAACUGUUGUGGAUUCAAAAGGGAAUCCUGAAUCAAUAGAUUAUGUUUCUGAGGCUUCAUUGGGCAAGAAUGUUGAAAAAUCAGAUGAUGCUGCCCCUGCGGAAAGUCCAUGCAAUGGUUCAGUUCCAUCUGCAAAGGAAGCUCAUGAAACUUGGCCCUUCCGCCAUAAAAGAAUCCGCAAAGUUGUGGUCAGGAAGGACAAAAAAGCCCGGAAGAAAUUAGAAUACUUUGAAAGACCUUUUUUAAUUAUCAAUGUCAGAACAAAAGUUGAUGUUGCAUGGCAAGAUGGCACACGAGAAAAUGGCAUUGAUUCUGCAUCUUUGAUUCCCAUUGACAGCCCCGGUGAUCAUGACUUUGUUGCAGAACAAUAUGUUGUGGAGAAAGCUAAUGACACUGAAGAUUCUCUUGACACCAGACGUGUUGGUGUUGUAAAAAAUGUAAAUGCUAAGGAUCGGACAGCUUGUGUGAGGUGGUUGAAGGCAGUUACCAGAGCAGAGGACCCCAGGGAAUUUGACAAAGAAGAGGUGGUGAGUGUAUAUGAAUUAGAGGGGCAUCCGGACUUUGAUUAUUGCUAUGGAGAUGUUGUCGUUAGAUUGUCACCUAUUUCUUUGCCUGCCAAGGUGGAGCCUUUUGUGCACUCUACUGAAAAUAUGCCACUAAACCAUUCAGAACCUAUACAUGAGAAGGAGAGGCAUCAUGAAAGGGAUAAUAUGCAAGAUGCACCCUCUUAUGAAGAAUCUAGUGAAUUUUCAGAUCUCUCUUGGGUUGGGAACAUCACAGGGUUGAAGGAUGGUGAUAUAGAAGUCACGUGGGCUGAUGGGAUGAUAUCGACUGUUGGUCCUCAAGCUAUAUAUGUUGUUGGUCGGGAUGAUGAUGAUUCUGUUGCAGAUGGAAGUUAUGCUAGUGAUGAUGCAGCAAGCUGGGAAACUGUUGAAGAUGACGCAGAAACCAUUGGUUAUGCUGAGAAGGAUGUUGAUGGUGGAAAUGAUGUCAAAGCCGAGAUGGAAGAUAAUGAUAUUGAUAUAAACAAUUCUGGAAAAAGUGGAGCUCUAUCAAUUCCUAUGGCAGCAAUUGGGUUUGUGACCAAAAUAGCCUCUGGAAUAUUCUCAAUGGGACGAAGGCACUUGGAUCCAUCAAGUGGAAGUAUCAGUGGUGAUGAUGAUCUUCAAUGUGUUGAGUCGUCACAGAGUUGUGAUCUUGGUGAUAAAUCCAGCACACAAAAGCCUAAUGGAAUUGAUAAUCAACUUUCUAAGCUAAAUAUUAACUCUAUGGAUGAACACAAGGUUUCGGGGGGCUCUGAUAUGUCAGAAAUUAUUGAAAUCCCUAGUAAUUUAAAAUCCCCAGAAUCAGAUGGCAAUUCACAGGAAGAGAUUAUUUCAUCAUUCAAAGGCUUUGACAUUGUUAGAGAUCCAUCUGACCAUUACUUUCUUGGGGCUGAGGGACAGAAUAAUGCAACCAGGAAGUGGCUUAAGAAAGUUCAAUGGGAUUGGGACAUUCUUCAGAAUAACCUCCCUGAGGACAUAUAUGUACGUGCCUAUGAAGAUAGAAUGGAUCUUUUAAGGGCUGUGAUAGUUGGAGCAUAUGGAACACCUUACCAAGAUGGGCUGUUCUUCUUUGAUUUUCAUCUUCCACCAGAGUAUCCAGAUGUUCCACCUUCAGCACACUAUCACUCUGGAGGCUGGCGCAUAAAUCCAAAUUUAUAUGAGGAAGGAAAAGUUUGCCUUAGUCUUUUAAAUACCUGGACUGGUAGAGGAAAUGAAGUUUGGGAUCCUUCGACCUCAAGCAUUCUUCAAGUACUAGUUUCACUGCAGGGACUAGUAUUGAAUUCCAAGCCUUACUUUAAUGAAGCUGGAUAUGAUAAACAAGUUGGGACAGCUGAAGGGGAGAAAAAUUCUUUGUCCUACAACGAGAAUUCAUUUAUAUUGAACUGUAAAACAAUGAUGUAUCUGAUGCGGAGGCCUCCAAAGGAUUUUGAAGAGCUGGUUGCCGAGCAUUUCAGAAAGCGCGGCCGUUACAUUCUCAAGGCAUGUGAUGCAUACAUGAAAGGCCAUCUUAUCGGCUCCCUCGCAAAGGAUGCUUCGGUCAUCAGUGAUACUAACAAUACCAACACAAAUUCAGUUGGUUUCAAGUUAAUGCUCGCCAAAAUUGUGCCAAAACUUUUCACAGCUUUAACCGAGGUUGGAGCUGAAUGCGGGGAAUUCAAACAUCUUAAUUCGAUACAGCUAUAGCAGCAAUCUUGAGGCUAUCCUAUCUAUGUGCAUCAUAGAAAUUCUUUAAAUUGCCACCUGUUGAUGCAAGCAAGCUAUCUUUCCAAGCCCUCAUUUGGUCAAUGGAAACCAGCAGAGAGUGAUGUGUUCCGUCGAUAGGGAUGGUACAGUCGACUGUUCAAUUGUAAAAUUUAAUGAAACUAACUAACAGAAGGGAAGGGAAGGGAAUGAAGGGAAUAAAGGAUGGGUUGUGAUAUUUAUGGUGGAAGUUGUUUCUGUAUUACACAUCCUUUUAUCGUCACAUUUACUCAUUUGGUUGUGUA